This is a messenger RNA of Entelurus aequoreus (snake pipefish), 3462 nucleotides long. RefSeq lists its product as uncharacterized. NCBI's taxonomy places the organism in Eukaryota, Metazoa, Chordata, Actinopteri, Syngnathiformes, Syngnathidae. The coding region runs from base 596 to 2932 and encodes 778 amino acids. The record is from RefSeq and is a predicted model, not a curated record. The transcript has 11 exons.
CAAAAAGACGUCGUUGGAGUGUUCGCUUGCUAAGAGCUAAUGACUUACUUGCUUCAUGGCGGCUCCCAGACACCGUCCACAGUUUGGUAGCUAAGGCCAGUUGGGGGUAACUCAUGGCCGGUGGGUAAACAAAAGAAAAGACUGUACCAUCUGGCCAAGUAGCCUUACGAGGAGGAGGACUGGGGGAGAGGAGGAGGAGGGACUGGACGAGGAGGAAAGAUUGAACUUCACCAAUAAUAAUGCAUGGUCAUAAUCCUUACAGCAUCUCUUAUCACUGAGGCAUCAGUGUGGACCAAGUCGUUAAACAACAAAUCAAAACAGCAAAAAAAAGCAACUUUCAGCUGCAUAGUACAAAGUAGGGAAAAAUGUUAGAUGUACAGCAAUUUUUUCUCUAUAAAAAUACUUGUCUUUGUCAGAUAAAUAUUUAAAGUUAAAGUACCAAUGAUUGUCACACACACACUAAGUGUGGUGAAAUUAGCCUGUAUUUGACCCAUCCCCUUGUUCCACCCCCUGGGAGUUGAGGGGAGCAGUGAGCAGCAGCGGUGGCCGCGCCCGGGAAUCAUUUUGGUGAUUUAACCCCCAAUUCCAACCCUUGAUGCUGAGUGCCAAGCAGGGAGAUGGCGGCCAAGCUUUACUAUGGAACAAAGAAGUCAAGCGAACACGGUUGGAUUGGACGACACAUACGAAGUACAGUGUAUUAUGCAGCGAACAUUUCGAAAGAUCAUGUUUCGAAGAGGGUCCCUUGCGAAUGGCAGAAAUGGGAAUCAGCACUCGUCGACUCGUGCUGAAGAAAGGUGCGAAGCCAACUAUUUUCGAUAGACCACGGACAAGUCCGGAGCACCCGACCCCCUCCACAAGCGGACAGACUGGGCACAUGAGGUCUGCAUUUGCCAAAAGGGAAAGGAAGAGGACAAUAGAUCAGAUCAUGGACAGUACGACUACGGCAUCAGUGGCGGAUGCGGUGGAUGAACCAAUGGCAAUGGCACUAGAUUUGCCUGAUGAGGAGGGCGAUCAAGAUCAGGGAAAUACAAGAGAACAAGGAUGCCAGACGGACUGGGUACCGAUUGGGACAGCACCAACAGCAAUGACCAGUAGCAAGAGCACCCAAACAGGGAAAAUACAUCAUAGAUCAAAGGGACACCAGGUGACCCCAGAGAUCCUCGAGAGGGUUAGAGCUCGGCCGGCCAGGGUUAGUGAAGUCCCAUUGUCAAGUGUAGCAGCUCCAUCUGACAGCCCCGAGAUGCAGACUAACAUAGCAGCUCCAGGUGUGUCUGGAAUGCAAGCCAAGCUACGACCACCUCCUGCAUGGUUUGAUGAAGGACCAGCAUCAAGUCCCACUGCGCCUUUUGUUGGUGGUUCUUCCGAUGACAGCUAUGUGCCGAGUGAGUCAACGACAUCGGAUCCGUGUCAAUCUGACGGGUCGCCAGAUCGCCCAUGUACUCACCAGAUGCGUGAAGAGGGCUGCCACAAGGAACCGAAGUACAUCAUCUUUGAGUCGUGCCUCCAGAGUCUCGUCAAGUGGUGUCACUGUCCAGUCUGUGGCAGCCAGGACAUAAGCCCUUCUUGGGAUUCGAACGGUACACAGCUGACCAUGACUCUUCAAUGUGCAUCAUGUGACCAGAGGAGUAGUUGGAGCAGCCAGCCAAACAUUGGCCCUUAUGCCGCGGGCAACAUCCUGCUGUCUGCUGGCAUCCUCUUCGCUGGGGCAUCUUCUGGCAAGGUGUUGCAAGUGCUGAACAGCAUCGGAGUGGUCACGUAUGUGAAGAGGACAUUUUUCAACCACCAGGAGCUCAUCCUGCAGCCAGCCAUCAAAAAGGUGUGGGAGGAACAGCAACGGACGCACCUCACCAUGCUGCAGGUGGAAGGCCGACCCCUCGUCCUUGGUGGUGAUGGGCGAGCAGACAGUCCGGGACACAGCGCCAAGUUCGGUACCUACACCACAAUGGAGCUUGUGGCCAAUGUGGUUCUCGACCUUCAGGUUGUACAGAGCAACGAAUGUCUUGGCAGCUACCAUAUGGAGAUGGAAGGACUGAAGAGGAUGGUGGAACUGCUGAUCAGCUGGGACCUGGAUGUCGGGGUGCUGGUGACAGACCGACACAGACAGAUCGCUAAAUGGAUUCGUGAAAACAUGCCCAAUACACGGCACUGCUAUGACAUCUGGCAUGUUGCAAAAUCCAUCGGAAAGAAACUGAAGGCCAUCGCCAAGCAUAAGGACUGUGAAGACCUGAAGCCCUGGGUGCAAAGUAUAAUCAACCACCUCUACUGGGCAGCAGUGUCUACACCGCCUGGAGAGGGGGAACUUCUGGUUGCCAAGUGGAAGUCUGUGGAGCGACACAUUCAGAACAUCCACAAGGACCAUGGCGACCUCUUCCCAAUUUGUACUCAUGGACAACUGCAACGGCAAAAGAAAUGGCUCAAACAAAGUUCACGCUCAGCAGUGAAACUGGAGGAGGUGGUCAACAACAAGUCCCUGCUAAAAGAUAUCGCCAUGCUGUCGGGUGAACACCAGACUUCCAAGGUGGAGGCGUUCCAUAGCCUUAUCAUACAGUUCGCACCGAAAAUGUAUGUCUUCUCAUACAUCGGAAUGCUGUGCAGGAACCUGCUUGCUGGGCUGCACUGGAACGAAAAUUCGAGCCACCCUAUAGCCACUACACAAGCGGGUGCUGAGCGCUAUGCAGUACGCUACCCGAAGUAUAAAGCAGGGGGCCAUGUGGUCAAGAAAAUCGCGACAGAGCCAACAUACCGCUACGUAGAUGACUUGAUCAGGGAGGUUGUUGCUGGCUGCAGACAGACCCCUGACGAGAGAACACCACUCAGCGUCACUGUGGAUGUGCCUCCCUUCCUCUGCGAUGAACUGGAGAAGCCAGACAAGGAGGAAGCCAUCGCCAAGCACAGGAGUCGCUUCGGUAAGUGUGAAAUGCCCUCCCGGUAACAGUUAGAGAUGCUACCUCAGUAGAAGCAUUUAAGUCCCAUCUUAAAACUCAUUUGUAUACUCUAGCCUUUAAAUAGACCCCCUUUUUAGACCAGUUGAUCUGCCGUUUCUUUUCUUUUCUCCUCUGCCCCCCCCCCCCACGUGGAGGGGUUAUUCCGGUGACCAUGGAUAAAGUGCUGGCUGUCCAGAGUUGGGACCCGGGGUAUACCGCUCGCCUGUGCAUCGGUUGGGGACAUCUGCGCUGCUGACCCGUCUCCGCUCGGGGUGGCCUCCUGCUGGCUCCACUGGACCCUCACUAAUAUGUUAGACCCACUCGACAUCCAUUGCUUUCGGUCUCCCCUAGAGGGGGGGGGUUACCCACAUAUGCGGUCCUCUCCAAGGUUUCUCAUAGUCAUUCACAUCGACGUCCUACUGGGGUGAGUUUUCCUUGCCCGUGUGUGGGCUCUGUACCGAGGAUGUCGUUGUGGCUUGUGCGGCCCUUUGAGACAUUUGUGAUUUAGUGCUAUAUAAAUAAACAUUGAUUGAUUGAC